Rhineura floridana is the source of this 650-nucleotide messenger RNA. RefSeq names its product protein S100-A12-like. The coding region runs from base 139 to 441 and encodes 100 amino acids. The record is from RefSeq and is a predicted model, not a curated record. The transcript has 3 exons. Gene Ontology annotation, biological process: endothelial cell migration. Gene Ontology annotation, cellular component: extracellular exosome; cytoplasm. Gene Ontology annotation, molecular function: calcium ion binding; transition metal ion binding. NCBI's taxonomy places the organism in Eukaryota, Metazoa, Chordata, Lepidosauria, Squamata, Rhineuridae.
UCACAACUGUGGGUGGUAGCAGGUCUCUGGAGAGGGAGUAUAAGAGAGAGGGCCAUCCUAGGGCUCUUCACUGCAUCUUGGCUUGUUCUUGCUCUUUCCUUAAUUGCUGGCUAAGGUUGCCAACAGAAGUCCUUCAACAUGUCCAAGGCCAAGACUGCAAUGCAAAUUGUGGCUGACCAAUUGAUUGACAUCUUCCACAAGUACGCUGGGCAAUCUGAUGACCUAGAUAAGAAGGAAUUUAAGAAGAUGAUUGAUGAGCAGUUUCCCGACUGCGUUGAGUAUCCCCGAAAACAAGAAGGAAAAGACAAACUUUUCAAGGAUCUGGAUAAAAACAAGAAUGACCGAAUCAGCUUUGAAGAAUGGACCACCCUGCUUGGAUCCUUCCUUACUUGCUCCCACAUCAAGUUCCACCAGCAGCAUGGUGACCAUCAUCACCACUGAAAAGGAGAGCUAGCAAAUUUUCCAGGGGAUGGUGCUUGGUGUGUGUUGGAUACCAACCUCACACUCACACUCACACUCUCUCUCACACACACCCUCACACACACACACACACACACACACACACACACACACACCCCUUGUCCUGCAUUCUCUUGCUUGGAAUGUAAAGAUCUCGCAUGAGAAUAAGAAAUAAAUGUUUUCUAUCAAAA